CUGGCCUCCAGAAUAACAGACAAUUAUAUCGAGAACACCAGCUUAUCCUUUUGGUCGUGAUGCAUUAGUCCAGGAUCGUGGUCUUUUGUGACCAUGAUCAUCAUUCAAUAUGUUCCGCAUACUCGAAUCCCAGGCACCGGCCAAACAGACAGCUACGGAUGCGAUCACGACUCUGUCCGGUAGACUGCAAAGCGCAACGUUACUAGAGGAUCGAAGAGCUGCAAUACUCGGACUUAGGAGCUUUGCAAAAACAUAUCCAGCAAGUGUCGCAUCUGGUUCACUUCGAGAUUUGAUUGCUAGCAUUCGGAAAGAUGCUGAGGAUGUGGAUACAAUCAAAGUGGUCCUAGAGACCUUGUUGAUGCUGUUUUCCCCGGAUGAAAAAAGCCCCGAAGCUUCAGAUGAGAUUGUUCUAUGGCUGGCGGACGAAUUCACUCAGCGCCAAGACAAUAUCACAGCAUUGCUUGAUCUCCUAGAAACGCGAGACUUCUACUCACGCCUAUAUUCAUUGCAAUUGAUUUCUUCCAUAUCUGCAGCACGGCCUGACCGUACACAAGAGUGUAUCUUCACUGCACCUUUGGGUAUAUCGAGGCUAGUCAACGUACUGUCUGAUGCUAGAGAGCCAGUACGAAAUGAGGCACUCAUCCUUCUCGUCGCUCUCACUCCCUCUUCGGCCGAAUUACAGAAACUCGUUGCUUUCGAAAACGCAUUUGACCGCACAUUUGAACUUAUAGAAGCUGAGGGAUCGUUGUCUCAUGGAUCUGAGAUCGUUGAGGAUUGCUUGUCUUUGUUGGCAAACCUGCUUCGAUUAAAUGCUUCCAAUCAAUCAUACUUUAGAGAGACAGGAUGUGUGAAGAAAAUUGCGGCACUCCUAGGUGAGAUUACAGCGCCUAAAGAAGAUCAAGAAGAAAUGCCACCAUGGUCUAUCGCUCGACGAGACAAGAAUAUCUGGGGACUGCUAGCUAUCAUCCAACUUUUCCUUGUUAGAGGCGGAAUCCAAAAAACCAAUCAAACAGCGUUCUGGCAGGCUGGAAUUAUGGAGCAGGUGCUUCUUAUAGCCUUCAGUAAAGACUUUGGGAUACAUGUCAUAGCAAUGGCCUUGGAAACAUGUGGCGGUUUGAUUCGUGGUAAUUCGGCGCUACAAGAGAAGUUCGCAGAUAUCGAAGUUUCUUGGAAAACUGAGCCUAAUAAAACUGACAUGGGCAAUGGGAAUAUAAAGGCCAAAACGUCCGUCAAAAUCAACGUCAUCGAAGCUCUACUUAAGUUGGCCCUCGAAUCCGCUCCAACUUUCGCAUUGGACGCGCGCCUUGCGGCGUGUGAAUGUAUUAAAGCAUUUUUUGCUAAACAUACUGGGAUUCGCUUACAUGUGCUACGGAGAGCCAUCGAUGGGCACAUGAGCGGGAAUGAUCAAAUUCCAAAUAUAUUGUCCGUCUUAUUAGAGGCUCCAGAGUCUCGAGCAAAUGCCGACCCAUAUCGUAACUGGAUUGCAUCGGUUUUGAUGUUUCACUUGGUAUUUGAAGAUCCAGAGGCUAAGGCUCUUGCUAUGAAAGUUACGGAAGGAAACGCUGAAAAAGGUGAAGAAGUCGUUACAUGCAUACAAUCGAUAGCGGGGAACCUAGCAACAGGUAUACAACGUGGUGAUGAUGAGCGAAUAUCCGUUGCAUAUCUCAUGCUGUUAUGUGGUUGGCUAUUUGAGGAUCCAGAUGUUGUAAAUGACUUUUUGGGCGAAGGCAGCAUUAUCCAAAGCCUUGUCCAAGAAAUCAAGCAGAGUGGCGUUAGCAAUGUCCUAGUCCCGGGUCUGUGCUCUGUUCUUUUAGGUAUAAUCUACGAGUUUUCAACGAAGGAUUCUCCGAUUCCACGAGAAACACUUCAUAGCCUGUUGAUUACUAGACUUGGCAGAGAACAGUACAUCGAUAAAAUCACCAAGCUCCGGGAAGAUCCACUUGUCAGAGACUUCGAAGUCUUACCUCGAACAAGUCGAGGCGAUCACGAUGGUGGAUUACCUGAGAUAUUCUUUGAUGUAACAUUUAUAGAAUUCAUCAAAGACAAUUUCCACCGUCUUAUACGGGCAAUCGAUCGUGAGCCAGGAUUGGAAAUCCCAGUUAUCACAAACGGAAUUCAGAAAGGAAUCUCAAGGGAGCUGGUUGACUCUCUCCGAACUCAAGUGGAAGACCGCAGCCAGACGAUCCAGAAGUUAGAAGCAGAUCUGUUGAACCUACAACAGAAGCUUGAGCAGGAGCAAUUAGAUCACCGACGUACGAGAGAAUCAACAAGCCAUGAAAUAUCUCGAAUAAAGCAAGUCAACGAGAGCUUACAAAGGAACCACGAAUUAGAAGGGUUGAAGAUCGAGGAACAGAAUAAGCAAAUGCUGCAUAAUCUACGCAAGGACCAUGAGUUAGAACUGUCAAGGUUGGAAGAACAACAUAAGCAGAAUCGGAAUGAUUUGCUUAAGCAGCAUGGCGAGCAGUUGCGAGCCAUUGAUAGUCAGCUGAAAGAAACAACUGCAGACUACGAGAAGAAGAGCACAAAACUGCGACAGCGUCAUGAAGAUGAGGUGACUGAGCUUAGGAAAUCCAUAGCAACUUUGGAAGCAGACCUCGAUAAGACUAAUAAAGAGCAUGAAAGCGAGCUAGCCGAUCUGAGAACUUCUAUAGCUUUUUUGCAAGCGGACCUUGACAAGGCGAACAACGAUCAUGUCCAAGCUCAGGAAGUUGCGCAGGAUGAAUAUUCGACCAAGUACUCAAACCUGGAAGCUCGGAUCAAGACAGCUGAGCAACGAGCAGAGAAAGCAGAGAAGGACGCUGGAAAAGCAGAAAAAGAGCUUCAAGAAAUUAAAUCAAAGAGUCAGAAAGCCCAGAGUGAUCUGAUCGGAGCAGAAAAAGCCAGGAAGGAAGCACAGAGCGAGCUGGAGGACCUGCUGAUAGUGUUUGGUGAUUUAGAAGCCAAGAGGAAAGGAGAUAAAAAUCGCCUUAAAGAACUUGGAGAAGAAGUGUCGGAAGACGAGGACGAGGAUCAUGAAGAAGGCGAAGACGAAGAGGACGAAAAUGAUGAUGUGGACUGAAGAUCAGAGCAGGACCAGGAAGCUCCGAGGAUACCCAUUGAGUAAAUAGAGCGUUACGUGUAUACUGCCGAUGUAAUUAGUGAAAAUGACACUCUGAUUACUCAAAAUCGCUAUCAUGGUCAGUUACCUAAUAAUGCUUAUCGCACAAGACGGCGUAGAUAUCAUGAUCUAAGGACUUUGACCAUAGGGAAACCAUUCAGUGCUAUAGAUAGAUUUUCUUUGUAUACCAUUGGCUAUAUAUUAGAGCCCCAGGUCGCUCAUGGUACCUAGAGAACAACUCUCU
Molecule: messenger RNA, 3341 nt
Organism: Talaromyces proteolyticus
Lineage: Eukaryota; Fungi; Ascomycota; Eurotiomycetes; Eurotiales; Trichocomaceae
Product: putative intracellular protein transport protein
Exons: 6
Coding region: 110-3058 (982 amino acids)
Biological process (GO): transcytosis; intracellular protein transport; vesicle fusion with Golgi apparatus
Cellular component (GO): endoplasmic reticulum; Golgi membrane; Golgi stack
Source: RefSeq, a predicted model, not a curated record